AUCACAGCUCGUUAUUAUCCCCCGCGUGUUGUUGUUCUUCCUCGGAUUUUUCCUCCGAGCAAAAAGCGUGAGAGGACAAAAGCGAAAACAACCAAUGGGCGAACAGUUUGUUACAGGGUCCGACAUUUUCGUGUGAUGGCGACGUUUUGGCUUCACAUUAUGACGAGGAAAUCACCAUUCGUCUGUUUGUUUUCCACUUUACGUCUGUUGGCUGGUGUGGUACGGUGUUAUUGAGACUUGACCCGCGUCUCUCAGGAGUGAUUCACGGUAGCCCAUCAGACACACCAAUGAAGAGAAAACCCAGUGCUCCUCUGCGUCCCAAACGCAGCAGGUUGGUCAGAGGCAGAGAGGAAUGUGCCACAGAGCUGGACUCUGUGCUGGGCUUCAACGUGCCGCUGCCCUGCUCUGAAACUGGUCCAGAAUCCGUCUCACAAAUCCGGCACCUGACUAUGUCACAGCAGAGUCACAGCCUCCUCAAGUUUUUAAAUGAAGAUCGGAGCAGGCAGAAGUUCUGUGAUGUGUCUGUGUCUGUGGGUGGGAGGAUCUAUAAAGCCCACAAGGUGGUUUUGGCCCAUGGGAGCAGCUACUUCCAUGCAGAGCUGUCCAAAAACCCUACUACAACACAUGUGACUCUGGACCAUGUAGAGGAUUCUGUUUUUCAGCACCUGCUGGGCUUUUUGUAUGCCUCUGAGAGCGAUGUCAAGGAGACAGACCUCCCAGCUCUUACUGAAGCAGCCCGAUUCCUGGAUAUGAUGGAUGUACUAAAAAUGCUGUGUGAGGAAGGGGAGGUCCAUCCUGUAAGUGUGAUCCAGGAUCAGGAAGAUAUGAGAAAGUCUCCUGAGGUAGAAAUGAUUUCCAGUGACUCACCAGCAGGUGACACAGACAUCCAGAGCCCAUUUGAGCCAAGCAGCCCGUGCAGUCAACAAUUUAGCUUGGACAAGUUAGUGCAGAACCACUUUACUGAGAGUAACAGAGAUGUACCACUAGAAAUGUUAACUGAGGAAGAGAAGACGGCAGGUCAGAGGAGUGUUGUCACACGGAGAUCUGCUCGAAGGAGGAGAACACCCACAAAGUACAAGAGAGAUGAUGUGGAGUACUUUGUCAACACUCCUGAGGAAAAACAAAGGAAUGCAUCACCGACCGUGCAACCUGGAGCCAGAGCGGAAGAAGCAGGAGAGGUGUCUGUAGAAAACCAAUCGUCCAAAGGGGACACGAAUGAAACAGCCAAACCAGCUCACAUGGAGGGCGUGGUGGAUGAUGAGGAAGGAGAGGAUGAAGGAGUGGACAUGAAUGAGAAUGUGUUUGCUCAGAGGAAUGCUGCUGAAGUUUGUGCAGCGGAGGACAAGAGUGCAAGUAAACAGAGUUCGGACGCAGAAUGGACCGAGUGUCAGGCUGUUCAAAAGGUGGAGGCGCCUGGACGAGCAGCAGCAGGAGGAGCCACCCAGAGUCCAGCUUAUCCUGAGGGUCUGGCUCCCGUCAUCAUUCAAACCUCCAGCAAGAAGACCCUUAAGUGUCCCAAAUGUGGCAAGACCUUUGAUCGUGCAGGGAAGUAUGUGAGUCACACCAGAGUGCACACCGGAGAGAAACCGUUCCAAUGUGACGUGUGUUUGCAGCGCUACUCCACCAAGUCCAACCUGACCGUGCAUAAGAAGAAGCACGCCAGCGACGCUCCCUUCCAGAUGAAGGAGCACAAAUGUCCCUUCUGCAACAAACUCCACGCCAGCAAAAAAACCCUGGCCAAACACGUUAGGAGGUUUCACCCAGACAACAUCCAAGAGUUUCUUUCCAAGACUAAGAGGAAGAGUGAAGGCUGGAAAUGUGCUAUUUGUCUGAAGACCUUCACCCGCAGGCCUCACCUGCAGGAGCACAUGAUCCUGCACACUCAAGACCGGCCUUUUAAAUGCCUUUUCUGUGACGAGCACUUCAAGUCGAGGUUUGCCAGGCUGAAGCACCAUGAAAAAUACCACUUAGGUCCUUUUCCCUGUGAGAUCUGCGGUCGACAGUUUAACGACACAGGAAACAGGAAGCGACACAUGGAGUGUACUCAUGGUGGCAAAAGGAAGUGGACUUGCUUUGUAUGUGGGAAAUCUGUUAGAGAAAGGACGACCUUGAGGGAGCACAUGAGGAUCCACAGUGGGGAGAAGCCUCACCUCUGCAGUAUCUGUGGUCAAAGUUUCCGUCACGGCAGCUCCUACAGGCUUCACCUGAGAGUCCACCACGAUGACAAGCGCUACGAGUGUGACGAAUGUGGGAAAACCUUCAUACGCCACGAUCACCUGACCAAACAUCAGAAAAUACACUCCGGUGAGAAGGCACACCAAUGUGAAGAGUGUGGCAAGUGCUUCAGGCGCCACGAUCACCUGACUGUCCACUACAAAAGUGUUCAUCUGGGAAUGAAAGUUUGGCAGAAGUAUAAAACUGCUGUGCAUCAGUGUGAGGUGUGCAAGAAAGAAUUUAAAGGAAAGUCCAGUCUAGAGAUGCACUUCAGGACCCACUCGGGUGAGAAACCCCACCGAUGUCCCGAAUGUCACCAAACAUUUCGCAUCAAGAAGACCUUGACGAAGCACAUGGUGAUUCACUCGGACGCGCGUCCUUUCAACUGUCCCCACUGCAGUGCCACCUUCAAGAGGAAGGACAAACUCAAGUACCACGUCGACCAUGUGCACAGCAACCGCUUUGCUGAGAAGCCCGUCAGCACUCUUAGCGAGGACAAAAUAGUCUCCAUCCCUUUUCCAGAAACCUCAAAGGCAUACCGAGCCGAACCCAAGUCAGCUCUCCAAAGCUCCCCCUCUCCUCUGAAUGUCUGCGUGCCGGUCACUUUAGUUCCUAUCCAGAUGCCAGGAGGCACACAAGGAGACCUGAACACUCAAGGGGGCUCGUCUCACUCCUCCCAAGCUCACAGUGUUGUGAGCAUGCAGGCACAAGGACAGCAGCAGAACUCUGGCUACCAGGCGUCCACAGAGCUGGCGUUCUUAGAGAAGUACACCCUCCCUCCCCAGCCCUCCAACAGGUCAGAUCAGAUGCUGGACCCCAGAGAGCAGUCCUACCUGGGCACGUUACUGGGACUGGACUCGGGUUCCUCUGUACAGAACAUGACCAACCCUGAUCACACACACUGAUACUCCUCACUCUGAAAAGCCUACAUACUUAUUUUAAUCAGAAGAAGAAGAGAGGCUACAAUAUUCACCACUAAAUAUCAAGGGGCAUUGUUUUAAUCUCCAUAUUGUGAUUGAUUUUAAAAAUCAAUCAAUUUGGCAUGAAAAUAACAUCUUGGGGUUUUAUGAAAGAGACGCAAAACAGUGAAUAAUGUAGAAGUUGGGGCGAAAGAUUAUAUACAAAUAGAAAUCUGACAAGUGUUGAGUGUAUUCACCCCUCCUUAUUGUGAAAGCCCCAAGUAAAAUCCAGUGCAAUUAAAUCAUCACAUAAGUCACAUAAUUAGUAAGUAGAGUCCACCUGUGUGCAAUUUAAUCUGAGAAUAAAUACAUCUGUUCUGUGAAGACCUGUUUGGUAGAGAAUAUUACCGAACCAAGACCAUCAUGAAGACCAAGGAGCUCACCAGAAAGAUCAGUAGGGUACAACAGCAAAACCUACCAAGACGUGGACGUCCACCUAAACUGACAAGCUGGGCAAGGAGAGCAUUAAUCAGAGGAGCAACUAAGACGCCCAUGGUAACUCUGGAGGAGCGGCAGUGAUCUGCAGCUCGGGUGGGAGACUCAGGUUAGUCGUGCACUGCACAAAUCUGGCCUUCAUGGAAGAGCGGUUAGAAGAAAGCCACUGUUGUCAUGUGGGAGCACACCAGACCUGCUGUGAAACAUGGUGGUGACGGCAUCAUGCUUUUCUUCAGCAGGGUCAGGGACGAUGGUCAGGGUUACUGGGGACAUGGAUGGGGCCAAAUACAGAGCCGCCCUUGAAGAAAACCUGCUGAGAGUCUGCAAAAGACUUGAGACUGGGGCGGGGGGCUCACCUUCCAGCAGGACAACAACACAAUGGAAUGGUUCAGAUCAAAGCUUAAUUAAUGUGCUAGAAUCAAAGCCCAGACCUAAACCCAAUUGAUAAUCUGAUCUGUGGCAAGACUUGAGAACUUCUGUUCAGAGUCUCCAUCCAAUCAGACUGAGCUCGAGCAAUUUUUGCAAAGAAGAAUGGGCAGAGCUGGUAGAGACAUACUUAUAUUGCAGCAACUGUCUCUUUCAUAAACCCCCAAUAAAACACAUUUAAAUUA
Solea solea (common sole) is the source of this 4219-nucleotide messenger RNA. RefSeq names its product zinc finger and BTB domain containing 41 (gene zbtb41). The transcript is spliced from 11 exons. Gene Ontology annotation, cellular component: nucleus. Gene Ontology annotation, biological process: regulation of transcription by RNA polymerase II. The record is from RefSeq and is a predicted model, not a curated record. NCBI's taxonomy places the organism in Eukaryota, Metazoa, Chordata, Actinopteri, Pleuronectiformes, Soleidae. The coding region runs from base 288 to 3119 and encodes 943 amino acids. Gene Ontology annotation, molecular function: DNA-binding transcription activator activity, RNA polymerase II-specific; protein binding; RNA polymerase II cis-regulatory region sequence-specific DNA binding.